AUGGGAUGUGACAAUGAUGCAACAAUGGAUAGGAACACCAUUAUGUCGAAUAUAACAUCAAUAUUAACGGAUUUAAAAUCAGCAACAAUUGCACGUAUUUCCACUGAUGUUAGUCCAAUUGAAAUUUAUAUGCUAUAUAUCAUUGGUGGUUUUGGUGUAUUAACAAACUUGUUAACAAUACUUAGUCUAUUAAUUAUAAGAACAUUCCGCACGAAACACAGUUGUUUUUUAUUUCAUCAUUGCCUCAUUGGCUUAACAGAAUCCAUAUUAUGUAUACCAUUUGCAAUGUCCUAUUUUAUGAAUAAAAAAAAUAGUUUAGAAAAAAUGAUUAUUCCUUGUGAUUCAUUGGGACAUACGCAUCUGGCAUGUGUAACAGCACAAGUAUUAAAUAUUGUCGCAAUGGUGGCAUUGGAAGCAUACAGAUUUGAAGACUUGGUACAUCAGGAGUCAGCAACACCAUUAGCAACAACCACAGUAUCUGCAAAAACACGGCAAGCAGAACAUCAACUGUAUGAAACACGUAAUCAUCAUCAUCAACAACGAAAAUCAAGCGUAUUCAAAUCAACAAUAUCGUGUAGUUGUCUGAUAUUUGGCAUUGUUAUUAUAUGGUGUUCAUCUAUCAUCUUGCAUUUAGGUAUAACAUGGAUUGGUUCAGAAGCAAAAAUCUACUAUCAUUCAGUUCAUUAUUAUUGUAGUUUUAUCAUAACAGAUGUACGUGGUUAUGUAUUGUAUUUAAUGUGGAUUAUAAUUACAUUAUGUUCACUCAUCAUAACCAUUCGUUAUAUUCGUAAAGUAUACAUUGAAGUUAAACAAAAACGGAAACAUGAUGCACCGUUACUUUCGUUAUCGAUUAUCAAAGAAGGUAUUGAUAUUGCAAAUAAUGCAUUAGUUCUUCAACAAAUAUUACAACGGAUAACUGCGUACAAUUUCAUCAUAGCACUAUUCAUAAUAUCUUGGUUUCCAUUAUUCAUUGUGACAUUAUGUAAUACAAAGUUUGGAAUACCACAAUUAUUACGCAUUUUUCUACUGAUAGCCUGGUCAAAUUCUUCUGUGAGCCCACUAUGUUAUACGUUAUUGAUACCAAAAUUUGGUGACCAAUGUUUACCAUGUAUUAAAGGCGACAAUAGAAAUCAAUAUGAUACAAUGAAAUCUUAUUAUAAUCGUGUAGGCGAUCGAUUUCAUGACUUAGGCCUGUGGGAAGAACAUCAACGAGAAAAACAGCAACAAAAACAAUUAAAACCUCAGCGUCAUCGACUGUACCGUUCGAAAAAACGAAAUGUAACGACAACAUCAGGCGAAGAAGAGUGUGAAAUGAUAGAAUUGAACAGACAGCCAGAAAAAAUAUCUACCAAGAAAAAACAGCAACAAUAUUCAAAUCGUUCUAGUGAUAAAUUGAUGAUCAAUAAUUAUCGACGACCCUAUAUACAGCGUAAAUUUUUGAAUAAAUUACCGACAAUUGCUUCCUCGUCGACGCCGUCUUCGUCACCCACUUUUAAACGAUCUAUACUCUCGGAUUCAAGUCGUACAACGACUCAUCAACCGCAGUCAUCAUCAUCACAACAAGCACAAAUAUCAGGAAGUUCUUCUGCGUCAUCGAGUUCAUCGGUUUCUAGUCUCACAGAUGUGACAUCUCAGAAACAUCAUAAUACUAAAGCUGAAUCGAUUCGUUACGAUCAACCAAGACGCAUUCAUUUUGAGCAACAAGACUAUUCACGUCAAAAUCAGCAACCACACCGUAAAAAACGUCUGAUACAUUUCGAAGAACAGCAACAAGAACAACAGUUGAAGCAUACUACUAAUAACAAUAUGUUAAAGAGACGAACACGUACAGUAUUUGGUGUAAAUCAAUUACAAGAAUUAGAAAACGUUUUUAAAUUAUCUCAUUAUCCCGAUUCUGUAUUAAGAGAAAAACUCAGACAAGUAACUGGAUUAUCAGAAUCAAAAAUUCAAAUAUGGUUUCAAAAUCGUCGUGCUAAAUGGCGGAAGCAAAACCAAUUACGCCAUUUUGGUGGUUUAGAAGAUAUUGUCACAACAGAUUUCUUUGUACCAGCACCUAAAGCAACUUUUGUUCGUACAACUGUAGAUAGAGAACAUAAGAAUCAGAAUCCACACAAUCUGCCCAAUAAAUUCCCAAUGAUGACUGACAAUCCAAUACCAAUCUACUCAAAUGAUAUGUUAUCUCCAGCUCAUUAUUUACCAAAUUAUUUACUGUAUCACGUAUUUCAAAUGAUAAACGAUAUUUAUCCUAUGUCACAAUGA
Molecule: messenger RNA, 2259 nt
Organism: Didymodactylos carnosus
Lineage: Eukaryota; Metazoa; Rotifera; Eurotatoria; Philodinida; Philodinidae
Source: the annotation of a GenBank genome assembly